This is a messenger RNA of Haliaeetus leucocephalus (bald eagle), 3645 nucleotides long. Its product is annotated as butyrophilin subfamily 1 member A1-like. The record is from RefSeq and is a predicted model, not a curated record. The coding region runs from base 186 to 1640 and encodes 484 amino acids. NCBI's taxonomy places the organism in Eukaryota, Metazoa, Chordata, Aves, Accipitriformes, Accipitridae. The transcript has 11 exons. Gene Ontology annotation, molecular function: protein binding.
GCGGAGGAGGAAACAGUUGGCAGGCUGGGAUGCAGAGUGACUUCUUUGUUUCAUUUUUGAACACGGAAAUGGAUAGCUCGCAUUGGGGUGGCCCCUCUGGAUGCAGUACAUGAUGGCCGAGCAACCGCUGCCCCAGCCCUGAGCCCACGAGUUCGGAGCCUCCAGGUUGUGCUCCAGUGAAGAGGAUGCUCUCCAGUUUCCACCUCCACUGCUCUCUGCUGGCUUUUAUCAUCUAUGGUUUAGUUUUCCAAGUUCACGAGCUGCAGUCAGCUCUGCUCAAUGUGACAGGACCCCCUGGCCCCAUCACCGUGGCCAUGGGUGAGGAUGUGGUGUUGCCCUGCCGCUUCUCCCCAGAGCAGAGGGCGCAGGACACGGAGGUGAUCUGGUUUCGGGAACACUUCUCGCCCUUUGUGCAUCGCUACAAGGGGGGCCAGGACCAGUAUGGGGAGCAGAUGCUUCAAUACCAAGGGCGCACCGAGCUGCUGAAGGACGGCCUCGCCAAGGGCAGCGUGGACUUGAAAAUUUUCCGUGUCCAACUGUCUGACAGAGGGAAUUACACCUGCUUUAUUCACCGUGACUUGGAUUACGAUGAGGCUGUGGUGGAGCUGAAGGUGACAGCCAGCGGCUCUGCCCCGCUCAUCACGCUGGAGCGCUACCAGGACGGGGGAAUCUGGGUGACCUGUCGCUCAGCCGGCUGGUACCCGCAGCCCCAGGUGCUGUGGCAAGAUCCCCAUGGGCGGCAUCUCCCAUCCCUCUCAGAAAACGUUACCCAGGAUAAGAGCGGACUCUUUGCAGCAGAAAGCAGCAUAAUCCUCACCAGGGGCACGAACCAGAAACUCUCCUGCUCGGUUCGACAUGUCCUGCACAGUCAAGAACAGGGAUCAGCUUUUUACAUAUCAGAUCCCUUUUUCCAGAACGCCCAUCCUUGGAUGACUGCCGUGUGUGUGGUCCUGGUUGCUGUGGUCGUACUCCUUAUUAUUGCUGCUUAUCUAUUUAAAAUUAAAGGAAAGCAUGAGCAAAAAAUAGCGAUGCAAGCGGCAGCACUGCAGGACCGUGAUGCAGAAAUCGAGAGACAAGCUGAAGAACUUGCAUGGAGAAAAUACGCAGUGCCUAUAGAAGAAGUGAAGGUGGUUCUGGAUCCAGACACAGCCCACUGUGACCUUGUCCUGUCUGACGAUUGCAAAAGUGUGAAACGAGAAGACACGCUGCAGGACCUCCCCGACAUCCCUGAGAGAUUUAACCCGUGGCGCUGUGUGCUGGGCCGUGAAGGCUUCACCUCGGGGAGAUACUACUGGGAGGUGGAGGUAGUGGAUGGAGGAGGAUGGACUGUGGGCGUCUCUCGACAAGAUGUGAAAAGGAAGGGCGAUAUUGAGUUUAAACCUGAGCAGGGCAUCUGGGCACUGGGGCAGUGGGCAGGGCACUUCCAAGCUCUCACCUCCCCUAAUCGCACUCUCCUUCCUGAAAUCCAGACUCCCAAGCGGAUCCGGGUCUCUCUGGAUUACGAAGAGGGACGGGUUACAUUUUUCAGUGUUGAUGAGGAGAUUCCCAUCUUCACAUUUCCACUGGCAUCAUUCGAGGGGAUAAGCGUCCACCCUUGGGUCUGGCUGGGUCCUGGGACGUGGCUCAAAAUGUGUCCCUGAUGAAGGGGAGAGAGUAAGACGAGGCUUUUUUGAGGGGACCUCAGGAGUUCAGACUCACAGAAGGAUUUAGUUUGGAAGGAACUUGUGGAGGUUUCUGUUGCAAUCAGCUGCUCAGAGCAGGGCUAACCUCAAAGCUGCCUUAGGUGUCUUUGGACCUUGUUCAGCUGAAUUGUGUAGGAUCUCCAAGGGUGGAGAUCUUGUUACCUCUCUGGACCUCUGCCCUGGUCCUGCACCUCCCUCAAGGGGAAGGAUUAACCCUUUAUGUUUGGUCAGAGUUUCCCCAAUUGCAGCUCAUGACUGUUGCCUUUCAUCCUCGCUUUCUUACCUGUUGAACAACACUUCCACUGAAAAGACACUCCUGCAACAGGGAUCACUUUUUAAACCUACAGAAUAAAGUUACUUCAGCAGGAUUUGUCUGCAUUGUGUGUCAGCACCAAAUGUCUGUGUCUGAGGCUUUGUCUCCACCUCCUUUUAGCCUGUGGGGAGUUGCAGGCACUUUUGAGAAAAUGCUUCACUGCAUCCUGCAGGAUACAAUGAAGGCAUGUCAGUGGAAUUGGUCCAUGGCUUUGCUUGUCCCUGUGCCUGCCUGCAGCACAAGCCCAGGUGACGAGCUCACCUGUGACCUGGAGGCAUCUAACAUUGUGAGAUGGAGCCCAUCUUUAGUCAGUCGCUCUAGGGGAGGAAAAGCUGCUUUUGCUUACAGUGCUGAGGAGCCUGGAGCAAGCCUAGAAUGUCCCAUGAGGGCUGAAAUGAAACUGGAGAAACCAAAGGGCAUCUCAUAUUGCGGCAUGUUUCCGGGCAAUUCCAGAUUUUGCUGCAGUGGAAACUGCCACCUGCAAGGGGAGGAUAGAAGUAUGUGCUUCUGCUGAGGCCAGACAUGCUUUCACACCAGAUCCUCCGUUCAAGUGAUGUCCAGCAAGCACGGACCUUCCCAAGGGAAGGCUUCACCAUUACUGCUGAAUUCAUGGGCUUCUCAGAAAUAAGAGGAUGCACUUGUGUGUGUGCCAGGGUAGGUCUGUUCAUGCUCAGCCCGGGGCAGCUCCAUCCUCCCACCAUGGAGGAGCCCGAAGAGGGCUUUCACCUUUCUCUCCAGGCCUGCCCAGUCCCCAGGAAUAAUGCUCCCAGAGGCUGGUGGUCAUGUCUUAGCUUUUUUCCUUGCCAUGCACAAGCCCACACGAUGCAGCAGAAGCCAAAUCAGCUGUGAGACCUGCAGUAGCUGAAGGACCCAGUGACAGAGAGUUCCAAAGCCUCCUGUGAACUGUGUCAUAAGUCUACAGGGACAGGCAGCAUGAGGGUGGCCCUUGCUGCCAGGGCUCUGAAGAGUGGUUCAUGUCCCUAAAGAAGGCUGUGGGAAGGUGAAGAUACGGACCCUGCUUUCUGCACUGGAGAAGGAGCACCGUGCUCCUCAAGCUGGGGGUGAUGAAGUUGCAUGUUUCUAUGACCCUCGGGCACCAUCACCUCAUGAUCUCCUUCCUAUUUCCCAGAGUUACAUAUGGUGUUGGUGAGGUGCUAAAGGCAGUGGGGAACAGCCUGGAUCACUUUGUUCCCUCCAAACACCCACUCGAAACUGUCUGCGGGUGAAAUCAAGGUUGGGGCAACAACCUCAUGGCAGAUCAACCCCUGAUGCAUGGGAACAGGCUCUGGAACAGGAGAAGAAGUUGAUGGGCUGGGCAAAAAGGUGAACCUAGGGCAGAAAUUAAAAUGUGGACUGCAAAUGUGAGGCAAAAGCAUCAUCGCUAGUAGGAUGGCUGAUGUAACCCUCAUCUCCCUCUUGCCUUCACCUGAGGGAAGCAGGUUCAGCAAGGAGACAUCAUCCCUGCUCCUUUGCUCUCCCCACCUGGAUGGCAGAACCCCAGCAUCUCUCCUGGCCUCCUCCUCACUACUCGUAACCAGCCAUGAGAAGAGUGUGCCUGCAGAUGACUCCUGACCUGUGCACCCCUUUCUGCCGGUACAGCGUGCCUCUUCCCCUUCAGCAAGACAUGUCGCAGUGGACUGCUUGGGUCUU